CACUUACGCAAAGCAUUUCUCCAUUGCUGGCCAUUGUUUUCAAGCCGAGGGUCCUUCAAUUUCUACCUACCGUUUCCCCAUUUUUAAGCGUAUAUAUCUUCCAACUUCUUCUUCUUCUUCUUUCAUUUCUAUUUUUUCAUCCGUCAAACAUCAAACAAGAAAUAAAUAAAAGAAAGAGAAUGGGUCGUUUCUGGACUUUGCUGACUCAUGUUCAUUCCUUAGCAGGGCCUGUGGUGAUGCUCAUCUAUCCCCUAUAUGCAUCUGUGAGAGCGAUAGAGAGCACUUCCAGGAAUGACGAUGAGCAAUGGUUGGCUUACUGGAUCUUGUACUCCUUCCUCACACUGGCGGAGAUGGUCUUCCAAACUAUUCUUGCCUGGAUGCCCAUAUGGUACGACAUGAAGCUGCUGCUAGUGCUGUGGCUGGUUCUUCCUCAGUUCAGAGGCGCAACUUUUAUAUACGAGAGAUUUGUUAGGGAACAACUCAGUAAAUACACCGGCAACAAAACUCAUUCCCAUAAGAAGGGACAGCACGAGGCGUAUUGAGCUAGGGAAGAUCUGUCCCCCUUCUUCUCUUUCUUCUUUUUUUCAUCAGAUUUGUCUGUUUUAUUUGUAUUAUUGAAAUAAAAAUUGGGGUUUGCAAUUUUUAUCUGUUUUUUUUUUCUUUUUUCUUCUCGGUUUGUCAAACGUGUGUAUUGGGGGAGUUUGCUGAGUGGUUAGAUGUUUAUGGUGAUGAAAAGCGUAUCCGUAGAAUCAGGGGCGGAGCCAGAAAACUUUUAUAAAAGGAUUAAACGAAGUAUGGAUGGACCUGUAGGGGGCAACUAUUGAAGUAGAGAGUGGGGAGGGCAAAAUUUACGUAAGUGGAGAGUUUCUGAACCAUAGGGGGGCCAUGGCUCCCCCGGGCUCCGCCCCUAAGUGGAACGGUUGCCACAGGAGUCUAGCGUAUUCCACUAUUUUGACUUUGACCCAAUAUGUAUCAUGUAAAUACGUAUGUACAUAACAAUAUAUUUAUGAUAGGCUGUGCCCCACAAUGCUA
Molecule: messenger RNA, 1032 nt
Organism: Nelumbo nucifera (sacred lotus)
Lineage: Eukaryota; Viridiplantae; Streptophyta; Magnoliopsida; Proteales; Nelumbonaceae
Product: HVA22-like protein e
Source: RefSeq, a predicted model, not a curated record